Molecule: messenger RNA, 3413 nt
Organism: Eubalaena glacialis (North Atlantic right whale)
Lineage: Eukaryota; Metazoa; Chordata; Mammalia; Artiodactyla; Balaenidae
Gene: ZNRF3
Product: zinc and ring finger 3
Exons: 9
Coding region: 231-3050 (939 amino acids)
Biological process (GO): Wnt receptor catabolic process; negative regulation of canonical Wnt signaling pathway; ubiquitin-dependent protein catabolic process
Molecular function (GO): ubiquitin protein ligase activity; frizzled binding
Source: RefSeq, a predicted model, not a curated record
GGGAGAGCGGGUCACGACGUUGCCGGGGCGGGGAUAACCCCUCACGUGGAGCAGAUGAAAGGGCCGCGGCGCGACGCCCGGGGGAGCCGAGCAGAGCCUGCGACCCACAAAGCCGCCGCCGCCGCCGCCGCCGCGAUGGGGCUGUGAGGCGUCCGCCCGCGCUUGGUCCUCCGCCGGCCCGCGACUAUGCCCGGCCGCGCCCGCCCUCCGCGCCCUCCCGCCGCAGGACCAUGAGGCCGCGCUCGGGCGGGCGCCCAGGGGCCCCGGGCCGCUGCCGCCGCCGCCUCCGCCGCCGCCCCCGCUGCCCCCGCGGCCGCCGCCUGCCGCCGCCGCCGCCGCUGCCGCUGCUGCUCGGGCUGUUGCUGGCGGCCGCGGGGCCCGGCGCGGCGCGGGCCAAGGAGACGGCGUUCGUGGAGGUGGUGCUGUUCGAGUCGAGCCCGAGCGGCGACUACACCACCUACACCACCGGCCUCACGGGCCGCUUCUCGCGGGCCGGGGCCACGCUCAGCGCGGAGGGCGAGAUUGUGCAGAUGCACCCACUGGGCCUGUGUAAUAACAAUGACGAAGAGGACUUGUAUGAAUAUGGCUGGGUAGGAGUGGUGAAGCUGGAACAGCCAGAACUGGACCCGAAACCAUGCCUCACUGUCCUCGGCAAGGCCAAGCGAGCCGUGCAGCGGGGAGCCACUGCAGUCAUCUUCGAUGUGUCUGAAAACCCAGAAGCUAUCGACCAGCUAAACCAGGGGUCAGAAGACCCACUCAAGAGGCCAGUGGUCUAUGUGAAGGGCGCAGACGCCAUCAAGCUGAUGAACAUUGUCAACAAGCAGAAAGUGGCUCGAGCAAGGAUCCAGCACCGCCCUCCUCGACAACCCACGGAAUACUUUGAUAUGGGGAUCUUCCUGGCCUUCUUCGUCGUGGUCUCCUUGGUCUGCCUCAUCCUCCUUGUCAAAAUCAAGCUGAAGCAGCGACGCAGUCAGAAUUCCAUGAACAGACUGGCCGUGCAGGCCCUGGAGAAGAUGGAAACCAGGAAGUUCAACUCCAAGAGCAAGGGGCGCCGGGAGGGGAGCUGCGGGGCCCUGGACACGCUCAGCAGCAGCUCCACGUCCGACUGUGCCAUCUGCCUGGAGAAGUACAUCGAUGGAGAGGAGCUGCGGGUCAUCCCCUGUACUCACCGCUUUCACAGGAAGUGCGUGGACCCGUGGCUGCUGCAGCACCACACCUGCCCCCACUGUCGACACAACAUCAUAGAACAAAAGGGAAACCCGAGCGCCGUGUGCUUGGAGACCGGCAGCCUGGCGCGCGGCCGGCAGCAGAGGGUGAUCUUGCCGGUGCACUACCCCGGCCGCGUACACAGGGCCAGCGCCAUCCCCGCCUACCCGACGAGGACAAGCAUGGACGCCCACGGGAACCCUGUCACGCUGCUGACCGUGGACCGGCGCGGGGAGCAGGGCCUCUUCCCGCCGCAGACCCCCGCCUACAUCCGCGGCUACCCGCCCCUCCACCUGGACCACAGCCUGGCCCCUCACCGCUGCGGCCUGGAGCACCGGCCCUACUCGCCGGCGCCCCCCUUCCGCAGGCCCAAGUUCGGCGGCCGCAGCUUCUCCAAGGCAGCUUGCUUCUCCCAGUACGAGACCAUGUACCAGCACUACUACUUCCGGGGCCUCAGCUACCCCGAGCAGGAGGGGCAGCCCCCUCCCGGCCUCGCCCCCGGGGGCCCGGCUCGGGCCUUCCCCCCGGGCGGUGGGGGCCUGCUUUUCGCCCCCGCGGUGCACGCAGCCCCGGCCUCGCACCUGGAGAGCGGCAGCGCGUCCAGCUUCAGCUGCUACCACGGCCACCGCUCGGUGUGCAGCGGCUACCUGGCCGACGGCCCGGGUAGCGACAGCAGCAGCAGCAGCGGCAGCUCGGGCCAGUGCCGCUGCUCCUCCAGCGACUCGGUGGUGGACUGCACGGAGGUCAGCAACCAGGGUGUGUACGGGAGCUGUUCCACCUUCCGCAGCUCUCUCAGCAGCGACUACGACCCCUUCGUCUACCGCAGCCGCAGCCCCUGUCGCACCGGAGACGUGGGGGGCUCAGGCCGGGGGCCCGUGGUGCGCCUCGAGGGCUCCCCGCCCCCCGAGGAGCUCCGGGCUGCGGCCCGACGCCCAGGUGCGGGGCGGGGAGAGCCCUGGCCCGGGCCCGCCUCUCCCUCGGGGGACCAGCUGUCCACCUGCAGCCUGGAGAUGAACUACAGCAGUAGCUCCUCCCUGGAGCCCCGGGGGCCCAACAGCUCUACCUCAGAAGGGGGGCUCGAGGCCUCUCCCGGGGCCGCCCCGGACCUCAGGAGGACCUGGAAGGGGGCCCGGGAGGGGCCGCCGUGUGCCUGCUGCUGUGAGCCCCAGACCCCCGCCCCAGACCCCGGAGCGGGAGCGGCUGGGGGCGGCCUCUUGUUCCUGGGCCCCCCGCCCUGUGAGGGCUGCAGCCCCCAGGGUGGGGAGUCGCAGCCGGGGAGCUCCCAGGGCCGCUAUGGCCUUCACCCGGACCAUUUGCCCAGGACAGAUGGGGUGAAGUACGAGGGCCUGCCCUGCUGCUUCUAUGAAGAGAAGCAGGUGGCCCAUGGCGGGGGCGGGGGCGGGGGCGGGGGCGGCGGCUGCUACACCGACGACUGCUCGGUUCGCGUGCAGUACACGCUGGCCCAGGAGCUCCCGCCCAGCUGCCACCCCGGGGCCCGGGACCUGAGCCAGCGCAUCCCCAUCAUUCCGGAGGAUGUGGACUGUGACUUGGGCUUGCCCUCCGAAUGCCAAGGGACCCGGGGCCUCGGCCCCUGGGGUGGGACGCUGCCAGGUCCGGAUGCCCUGUGGCCCCACAGGGGCCUGGGAGCAGCCCAGCAAGAAGAGCGGGUUCCGUGCUGCCCGGCCAGGGCACCGCUGUCACCUCCCUGCCCUCCAGAGGAUGUGGGGGCCCCUGGGGCCAGCUCCCCCAGUGCCCCCCAGGACACUCAGGACUCCAGCGCCACAGCCGCUGAGGCUGCAGGACCGAGAUCUUGCCUGGCCGACAGUGGCAGCCCUGGAGCCUGAGCUCAGAAGGAACUCUUCCGUGGAAAUGGGAACUGUACGGAGACUCCAAACUCUGACUUCCUACAGAAAAAAAAAGAAAAAAAAAAAGAUUUUUUUAGCUUUGACAAACACAAAAGUGGUAAAAAAGAGAGCCCUCCUCAACCCAAAAUGUGAGCCACGUGUGGCAACCCCUCCUCCCAAUUAACAAACCAACAGACAAAAUUCUCUUAGUCUUUUGCCUCUUGAUAACAUGUUACUCUUCUGUUUUGUAAAGUGUGUGUGCUUGGGGUUCGAGGUGUGUGGGAUUGACUUUCUGCUUUGUUUUUUAAGAUAUUAUAUGUAAAUGUAAAAAGUUAUUUAAAUAUAUAUUUUAAAGAACCCUAA